Molecule: messenger RNA, 1405 nt
Organism: Radiomyces spectabilis
Lineage: Eukaryota; Fungi; Mucoromycota; Mucoromycetes; Mucorales; Radiomycetaceae
Product: chord-domain-containing protein
Exons: 6
Coding region: 103-1110 (335 amino acids)
Source: RefSeq, a predicted model, not a curated record
GCAGCAAGUCACAGAUCCAGUGGACCCAGUCUGAAAAAAAAAAUUCGGGAAAAGACCAUCAGCUUCCAUUACUUUCUUCGCGAAACCAUUUCCCUCAUUGCCAUGCCAAAGUGUACGCAUAAAGGCUGUGGAAAGGAGUUCAACCCAGACGACAAUAUUGACAACUCUUGUCAAUUCCAUCCCGGCGCGCCCAUUUUUCAUGAAGGCUUGAAAGGCUGGUCAUGCUGUAACAAGCGAGUAAGCGAUUUCGACGAAUUCCUUCAGAUUCCCGGCUGUCAUUACGGCCGCCACUCCACGGAAGCGCCUGUCGCGCCCAAGCCCACGGAAGAACCCAAGCAAGCGGCGGCUCCCACGGCCACCACGGCCGGUGUUGAAGUGUAUGGCACUGCCAAGCAACAAUCGGAAACCGUGGCCACCGCGGUGCCGGCCAAGGAGGAGACCAAAAAGGAACCUGAGCCCGAAUUGGAAGACGACGAAACCAUUCCUGUGGCGCCAGGUACAACCUGCAAGCGACGAGGAUGUGGCGUCAGUUUUAAGAAUAAUGAGACUUCGCGAGGCGACGGUUCCGAAGCCGUGUGCGUCUACCAUCCCGGGGUACCCAUUUUUCAUGAAGGAUCCAAGGGCUGGAGUUGCUGUCCUCGCAAAGUGCUUGAAUUCGACGAAUUCUUAAAGAUCAAAGGUUGCAAACAAGGCAAACAUUUAUUUGUGGGUAAUAAAAAGGAGAGUGAUCAAGAAGAAAUGGUCGAUUGUCGUACGGAUUGGUACCAAACCCAGAGCAACGUCAUCCUGAGUAUAUUUGCCAAGAACAAAGAAAGCACCGAUGUUAAAUUCACGUCGCGUUCGAUCACCAUCGAUAUCAAGAUGAAGAACAACCAACGCUUCAAGAAAACCAUCCAACUAUUUCAUUUGAUUGAACCUGAGAAUUCAAAGUUCACAGCACUUUCAACCAAGGUGGAGAUUAAUAUGAAGAAAGUGGGGGGUAUCUCAUGGGCGGCUUUGGAACCCACUUCGGAUGUGAAAUCAUGGACCACCUUUGGCGUGACAGGCGGUGGUGGUACGAUAGAUUGGCCAUAUAAGGAGUCAUCAUUGUCCGCGGCAAUGGUUGCAUAGAGAGAGACACCUAUUUAUGACGUGUUAGUGGUAAUUUGUUAUUCAUGUUUCCAGUGUACUUUUUGGUUUUUUUUUGUGAACUUUUUUUUGGCCAUGACGUAUCAAUUUGAUAAAGGCUUUUGCAAAAAAAGUGGUUGAGAAGUGAGGGAAUGAAAUAAAUGAUAAAGAAAGGAAGGAGACUUUGGAGGAAAUAAUGAACACUCUAGUGUUACGCAUACGACAAGAAUCAAUUUCCGAAACCAGUUGGGUUACUUUUUUGUGAUGCGAAAAAAACUCCAUUCUUUUUUUAUUGUGC